AAUGGCGGCGGUGGUUGUCAAGUAAACGAAAGACGCUAACUAGUUUUUGUAAAAUGGCGAAAAUGUAGCUAGAAUUGGUUGUUUCUAGCUUUUUGAUUGUUAAGGUGGCUGCGGUAUUCAGUGAAGACUUUUACCAUCUACUUCAUUGCUGCUGUUUUAAGUGAAACAUGGUCAUGGCAGAAACAGAGGAUGAAGAGUCAACUCUGGCACAUUACUAUGAGUAUCAACAGAAUUAUUCCGGAGCUUUGGAGGCAGUCAACCAAGUGACUGUUAGUUUCCCUGGGUUUCUCCCUGCCUUUAUUAAGAAUAUGAAGCUUCUAUUGACCCUGCAGGACUGUAAGAAAACUGUAGGCGCAGCACAGAGACUCUCGCAGAAGGAUAAAAACAACCUGCAAGCCCUGAGAAUGCUCACUUUUCCCUCCUUAUGCAGAGAGGGAGACAUCACAGAGUCAGUGAACCAGCUCUCAAAUCUCAUCAGCAGCUUGGACACCCAAGAGCCUCACAGCCCAGAGCUUUUCUACAGGAUGCCCUUCGCUUUCACAUGGGUGGCCUGGGAUGUACAGGCCAAGGUGUUGGAGCAGCCAGACGCCGUCCCUAUGCAGAAGCAGCUCGCUGCACAGAUCUGUGCCGAGAUCGCUAAACACUACACAAGUCUUAGAGGCUAUGAGAGCGCAGUGAAAUUCUACAAGGAAGCUCUUGUCUAUUGUGAGAGGGAUAGCAAGUUCGGAAGCAGCACUAUGAGCAAGUUCUUUUCCCACUUUCAGCAGCUACAGGAGCGCAAACCAGACAACUACCCAACACUGGCACGUCUAAUCGACCUGCUGAGGAGAUCUGGGAAGUUAGAGGAAGUUCCUAGGUUUCUGGAGAUGGCUGAAAAACAAUCCUCCAGGGCCAAGUUUGACCCUGGGUUUAACUAUUGCAAACUACUUUAUCUGUGGAACUCCACUGAAAAGCAGGAGUUGGAGCAGCUUGCUGUGAGGACGGCAGAGAAUCCCCUGAAGGAGUUAAAGCCCCACACAGCCAGUGGACACGUCCAACUACGGAUCCUAGAGAACUACUGCUUUCUGGCCACCAAGCAGAAAACCAAUGUUGAGAAAGGCCUGAAUGUUUUCACAGAGAUUGCGAACAAUGAGAAGGAUCAUGUGCCUGCACUGCUAGCCAUGGCGAGGGCCUGCAUGAUUCUCAAACAAACCCCUCGAGCCAGGAACCAGCUCAAACGCAUAGCUAAGAUGAACUGGAGCAUUGUUGACACUGACGAGCUUGAGAAGAUCUGGCUGCUUCUGGCCAACAUUUACAUCCAGUCAGGGAAAAAUGACAUGGGCGGGGACCUCUUGAAAAGAUGUCUUUGCCAUAAUAAGGUCAAUGUUGGGGGGCUCAUCCCAAUUAUCCAAGGAUGA
This is a messenger RNA of Oncorhynchus tshawytscha (Chinook salmon), 1397 nucleotides long. RefSeq names its product tetratricopeptide repeat protein 21B-like. The coding region runs from base 168 to 1397 and encodes 409 amino acids. Gene Ontology annotation, cellular component: intraciliary transport particle A. Gene Ontology annotation, molecular function: protein binding. The record is from RefSeq and is a predicted model, not a curated record. The transcript has 10 exons. Gene Ontology annotation, biological process: protein localization to cilium; intraciliary retrograde transport. Lineage: Eukaryota; Metazoa; Chordata; Actinopteri; Salmoniformes; Salmonidae.